GCGUGAUGACGACAGGCCGUCUGAGGGGCGCGUUGCGUGGGGCAGAGCCGCGCAGCAGCAGCAGCCUGCUUAUGUAAUGCCUCUUAUACCACCCCGCCACUCUCACCAGCUGCAAGGACUGACGAAUGGAGACAUUAAUGAUGAACAAACUGCAACAGACGAUGGUUUUGGGAUGAGAAGAUGCUAAAAAGUGGGAUGGUUGUGAUGGAGCGGAGGAGUUUUGCGUAAACGCGCGCGGCCGCGCAUCAGUGGCCUUCCCCUGAGGUGCGCCGGACGUCGGGCCCGCGCAGGAGCAGUUCUGCAUCCCCGUAAAGACGGUCUCCUCCAUCGGUGGGGAGAAACUGAUGCGGGGGUGUUCCGGAGUGAACACGAACGCAUCCUCUUUCCUCUGCGCGGGUUUGUUCCAGCAGCCUCCUAACUGAGACCCCAUCAGCGAUGGCGGGGCCGGAGCAGCAGCAGCAGGUGGAGGAGAAGGCAGAGCCCAUGGAUGAUGCUGAGAUGGCCCUGCAGGGCAUCAACAUGCUGCUCAACAACGGCUUCAAGGAGAGCGACGAGCUCUUCAGGAGAUACAGGACGCACAGCCCCCUGAUGAGCUUUGGAGCCAGUUUCGUCAGCUUCCUGAAUGCCAUGAUGACAUUUGAGGAGGAGAAGAUGCAGAUGGCCUGUGACGACCUGAAGACGACCGAGAAACUGUGUGAAAGCGACAGCGCUGGAGUCCUAGAGACAAUCAGAAACAAGAUCAAGAAGAGUAUGUACUCCCAGAGGUCAGGCAUUCUUGUUGUGGAUCGCCUACAGAGACAAAUUAUUGUUGCUGACUGCCAAGUGUACCUUGCUGUCCUGUCAUUCGUCAAACAGGAACUCUCAGCAUAUAUUAAAGGAGGGUGGAUUCUCCGUAAGGCUUGGAAGAUGUACAAUAAAUGCCACAGUGACAUCAGUCAGCUCCAGGAGACAUCUCAACAGAGGUCCUCUGGCACCCAGGAUUCUCUCACAGCCGACAACGCCAACCACAAUGCACCACUGGAGAAUGAAGUAACAGCUGAGGCCUUGGACCGUCUCAAGGGCUCCGUCAGUUUUGGUUAUGGCCUCUUCCACCUGUGCAUCUCUAUGGUGCCACCGCAUCUUCUCAAGAUUAUCAACCUGCUUGGUUUCCCUGGUGAUCGUCUCCAGGGGCUGUCCUCUCUUAUGUAUGCAAGUGAGAGCAAAGACAUGAAGGCACCAUUGGCAACGUUGGCCCUCUUGUGGUACCACACAGUGGUGCUGCCUUUCUUUGCACUGGAUGGAUCUGACACACACGAGGGGCUGUUGGAAGCCAAAGCUAUUCUGCAGAGAAAGUCAUUGGUUUAUCCCAACUCAUCUCUCUUCAUGUUCUUUGAGGGAAGAGUUCAAAGGCUGGAGUGCCACAUCAACAGUGCUUUGACCUGUUUCCAUGAUGCUUUAGAACUUGCAUCAGACCAAAGAGAGAUCCAGCAUGUUUGUCUCUAUGAGAUCGGUUGGUGUAGUAUGAUAGAGUUGAACUUUGAAGAUGGAUUCAGAGCAUUUGAAAGACUGAAGAAUGAGUCAAGGUGGUCACAGUGCUACUACGCCUACUUGACUGGCGUGUGUCAGGGAGCCUCUGGGGACCUGGACGGAGCAAAUGGAGUUUUCAAGGACGUGCAGAGGCUAUUCAAGAGGAAAAACAAUCAGAUAGAGCAGUUUGCUGUCAAAAGGGCUGACAGGCUGAGAAAAGUCUCACCCACCAGAGAGCUUUGCAUCCUUGGUAUAAUCGAAGUACUUUAUCUGUGGAAAGCACUUCCUAACUGCUCAUCAACAAAGCUGCAAAUAAUGAAUCAGGUGUUGCAGAGUCUGGAUGAGGUUUCGUGCAGAGGUCUGAAAAAUCUCCUUCUUGGUUCCAUUCACAAAUGCCAUGGAAACAUGAGGGAUGCUGUCCAGUCAUUCCAGUUGGCUGCUCGAGAUGAGUAUGGACGACACAUUAACUCGUAUGUUCAGCCUUAUGCCGUCUAUGAGCUGGGAUGUAUACUUCUUGCAAAACCAGAGACAAUGGGAAAAGGAAGAUCCUUCUUACUUCAAUCUAAGGAGGAUUUUACAGGCUACGAUUUCGAAAACCGGCUUCAUGUUCGCAUCCAUUCUGCCCUGGCUUCUCUGAAGGAAGUUGUGCCUCAGUGACUCCAGAGAGGACGCCGUUGCGUUGAUGGCUCAUAUUUGAAGAGUUGAAGCUGUUCACAGUCACUGUUUGUUGGCUUGGUAAACAAACUAAUGGUUGGUUUUCAUUCCUUUAAAACAUAGUGUACAUACUGUUUGUUGUUGCUUAUAGACUGAGCAGAAAAUUAACCAUACCGGAAAUCACCAAGUUCAUGAAACGAUGCUGACGCAUCUAGCUAGGCAGUAUUUCUAUCUGGGUUUUAUUGCUUCACAGUGCAAACCUGAAAACCCCACUGAUGCAGGAGAACCAUAGUAGUCAACAUCACAAAAAAUAACAACAUUUUUACACUUACACACACAAAAGGUGUUUUGCGUCAACACAAGCAUUCCCAAAAAUUGUUGGCUGAAAAUGUUAGAAACUAAAAGCUGAAAUAGAACCUAAACGUGAGAGGAGAAGCCCAACAGGAGAAUAUUUACUUUGUUCAGCUUUGGCAGAGAGCUGUACACAGUGUAUGUACUUAUGGAAACCACAAGCAGGUGUGAGCUUGAGCAAUGAAAGGAUCAGUGCUGAACAGAUGUUCACAAACACAAAAGACAGGUUAAACACCAGAACCGGAACUAAAUGAUCCUCAAAGAAAGCGCAAAUUUUUCUUUUAAAAAAAUUAGGAAAAUUGAACAAAUUCAAAAAAAGCCAUCAGAAUCAACUCACCAAUAAUCCUUCCAAUAUUCACAAGAUCUAACUUUAUACUUCGUAGGCAGUGUCAAGGGAUACAGAAUGAAAGGAAUUUCUUUUUAGGGAUCGGUGGAAACAGCAAAUCGAAUUCCCAUCAAGAAAUCCAGGAGAAUUAUUGCUCAGGAUCAUUUUUGAAAAUGACAAGCAAGUCUGAAGUGAUGGAUGCAAAACUAAACCGAUAGGAGGUGCCUGAAAUGUUUGCACUUUCAAACUUUAAAUAGAGCCUAGACAGACACAUUCCAAUAAAUCUCAUUCCCAUCUCUCCUGUGUUCCUCACUACCCUGUGUUUGUAGAGAACAUUGAUCCCCAUUGAUGUGUGUGAUUACAUGACCCACAUGACCCACAAACACCGCUACACCUUCAGUGGAAUUGUUAAGCACAUAAAGUUAUUCAAACAUACUUCCAGAAAUUGUAUUUAAAAAACAACUUAUAAGUAUGAGUAUCUUCAUGUACGAGCUAGUUUAGAACUUUUUCUCCAUCACAACAACAGGUGUGUCAACCUUAGCUUUAAUGUUUUCCUAUAAACAAAAGCUAUCAGAUUAAAAGGUCAGAAAACUAUCUCACACUUUUUUUUAAACUUUAAUUACAUCUCCUUAGGCCAGAAAAGUCAAGUUCCUGCAUGCUGGCUUAACAGAGAAUUUGUUUCAGUUCUUUGCUUCUUAGCAGCUCCAAAGGCAGACCAAUACCUGCAGCUGCUGGAUAUGCCUGCAGCUACGAGGCCUAUCCAGCAACUGCAGCCCUAUUCAGCAGAUGCAUGUCUAUCCAGCACCUGCAGGCCUAUCCAGCUGCAGGUCUAUCCAGCUGCAGGUCUAUCCAUGUGCAGGUCUAUCCAGCUGCAAGUCUAUCCAGCUGCAGGUCUAUCCAUGUGCAGGUCUAUCCAGCUGCAAGUCUAUCCAGCUGCAGGUCUAUCCAUGUGCAGGUCUAUCCAGCUGCAAGUCUAUCCAGCUGCAAGUCUAUCCAGCUGUAAGUCUAUCCAGCUGCAGGUCUAUCCAGCUGCAGGCCUAUCCAUCUGCAGUUCUAUCCAGCUGCAGGUCUAUCCAGCUGCAGGCCUAUCCAUCUGCAGUUCUAUCCAGCUGCAGGUUUAUCCAGCUGCAGGUCUAUCCAGCUGCAAGUCUAUCCAGCUGCAGGUCUAUCCAUGUGCAGGUCUAUCCAGCUGCAAGUCUAUCCAGCUGCAGACCUAUCCAUCUGCAGGUCUAUCCAGCUGCAGGUCUAUCCAGCUGCAAGUCUAUCCAGCUGCAAGUCUAUCCAGCUGUAAGUCUAUCCAGCUGCAGGUCUAUCCAGCUGCAGGCCUAUCCAUCUGCAGUUCUAUCCAGCUGCAGGUCUAUCCAGCUGCAGGUCUAUCCAUCUGCAGUUCUAUCCAGCUGCAGGUCUAUCCAGCUGCAGGUCUAUCCAGCUGUAGGGUAUAUCCAGCUGCAGGCCUAUCCAUCUGCAGCUCUAUCCAGCUGCAGGUCUAUCCAGCUGUAGGGUAUAUCCAGCUGCAGGUCUUUCCAGCUGCAGGUCUAUCCAGCUGCAGUUCUAUCCAGCUGCAGGUCUAUCCAGCUGCAGGUCUAUCCAGCUGUAGGGUAUAUCCAGCUGCAGGUCUUUCCAGCUGCAGGUCUAUCCAGCAGCUGCAGGUCGAUCCAGCAGCUGCAGGUCUAUCCAGCUGCAGGUCUAUCCAGCAGCUGCAGGUCUAUCCAGCUGUAGGGUAUAUCCAGCUGCAGGUCUAUCCAGCAGCUGCAGGUCUAUCCAGCUGCAGGUCUAUCCAGCAGCUGCAGGUCGAUCCAGCAGCUGCAGUUCGAUCCAGCAGCUGCAGGUCGAUCCAGCAGCUGCAGUUCGAUCCAGCAGCUGCAGGUCUAUCCAGCUGCAGGUCUAUCCAGCUGUAGGGUAUAUCCAGCUGCAGGUCUAUCCAGCAGCUGCAGGUCUAUCCAGCUGCAGGUCUAUCCAGCAGCUGCAGGUCUAUCCAGCUGUAGGGUAUAUCCAGCUGCAGGUCUAUCCAGCAGCUGCAGGUCUAUCCAGCUGCAGGUCUAUCCAGCUGCAGGUCUAUCCAGCUGUAGGGUAUAUCCAGCUGCAGGUCGAUCCAGCAGCUGCAGUUCGAUCCAGCAGCUGUAGGUCUAUCCAGCUGCAGGUCUAUCCAGCUGCAGGUCUAUCCAGCUGUAGGGUAUAUCCAGCUGCAGGUCUAUCCAGCAGCUGCAGGUCUAUCCAGCAGCUGCAGGUCUAUCCAGCAGCUGCAGGCUUAUACAUCUGCAGGUGUAUCCAUCUGCAGGUCUAUCCAUCUGCAGGUCUAUCCAGCAGCUGCAGGUCUAUCCAGCUGCAGGUCUAUCCAGCAGCUGCAGGCCUAUCCAUCUGCAGGUGUAUCCAUCUGCAGGUCUAUCCAGCUGCAAGUCUAUCCAGCUGCAGGUCUAUACAGCUGCAAGUCUAUCCAGCUGCAAGUCUAUCCAGCUGCAGGCUUAUCCAGCUGCAGGUCGAUCCAGCAGCUGCAGGUCUAUCCAGCUGCAGGUCUAUCCAGCUGCAGGCCUAUCCAUCUGCAGCUCUAUCCAGCUGCAGGUCUAUCCAGCUGCAGGUCUAUCCAGCUGCAGGCUUAUCCAGCAGCUUUGUGAAAACAGUCACUUUUAAAAGCAGCAAAAAAUGAAGGCAGUUUGGAUCUUCAAUGUAUGCAGGGAUGCAAAUAGUUUAACCUUUAUAGGUGAAGAAACUAGAACUAGAUGAACUAGAAAAUUCAAGUCUUACAGAGAAGCAAGCCGGUUGCCACUCACAUCCCAGUUCUUUUAUUUUUAUUUUAGUAUUAUAUAAAGUCAUUCAUCUGUCCCGACAAUGUCCAUUAUUUACAAUGCAUGGCAUGGCAGGGUAACAACGGCUCCACUAAAGUCUGGAAGAAGCCUUCAUGGAUUCACCUGAAGCUGCUAAAGCCAGUAUCCUCAGUACUGUACUGUUGCCUCCUGAAAGGUGCUGGCCCCGGUUAGCAUGCAUCAGACCUGGUUUGUGUUUUUGUGAGAUCAAAACCUUUAAAAAGUGACAAAUGACAGCAAGUGUUUACAGGCAUAACCACAGCUGCUGCAGUAUGAAGACCAGCCAGUAUUUACAUUUCAAAACAUUUUACAAACAUCAUUUUUAUGUCAACUGAGGAGCUCUGCAGACAGUUUCAAAUGAAGUCAUUUUUUUCAAUGAACACUGUUUUGUUCAGGUGAGCAAGGUAAUGAACUGGGUAGAAUAUGAAGAGGCUUCUAACAGCUGGUCAGCUGGCCUUUUCUUCUGACUUGUAAAUGACUUUUUCUUCAAGCAUCUGUUAAAACGAUCAUUUUCAGGACUUGUGACUGUGAUGGGUGUAAAAUGUUGUAAACACUGCUUUUUGUGCAGGGAAAGAUGUUUCAAAUACCUCUGUCAGUACAUUUUUCUCCCUUUGUAAAAUAUUUUGUUGAAACUUAAAUUAAUAAUUAGAACAAUGGCUUUUCAGUGUGUCACCAAAUGGAAAAAUAAAAAGUCCCUAUGACAAA
This is a messenger RNA of Oryzias latipes (Japanese medaka), 6342 nucleotides long. The record is from RefSeq and is a predicted model, not a curated record. Lineage: Eukaryota; Metazoa; Chordata; Actinopteri; Beloniformes; Adrianichthyidae.